GAAAUGACUUCAUUUAAAACACCAAACAGACCUAUUGCCGUCGGUAUUCCUGAUCGUUGUGCUUUGGUCUCGCGCUAAGAACCGUUAUCCGCAAUUCACACUCUAUAAGGGAUGCUGUGCUAUACAGCCAAAGUGCCUCAUCAUCCACUCUUCAUCCUAUUGUUCAACCAAAUCAAUGGUGCGAGGAACAGUUCGGAGAAAAUACAGAUGGUAUUGCGCGCAUUGAAUCAUUGAUUGUGUUAGCCAUACUCACCACCAUCAGAUUAAUGACAAAAUGACAGAAACACAUCUUUUAAGGGAAUCCUUUGUUAGCGAGGAAGAACAAAGGUUCCUUCAAGCUUUGCCUUUUAUAUUCAGCUUUGCUUUGACAGUGUACAUGCCAAUCGCUGCUCGUAAAAGUUUAUCAGCUUGGCGUGCUUUGCAAGUUUAUGAUUCUCAAGAACCUCCCAAGAAAGGAUUCACAGGACAAAGAAAAAGAAAAGUAUGGGAAAUUAUCAUGGCAAGCUUUUAUUGUUUCUCACCGAGCGUACUACAAUUGAUCGCUUUCAUUCCCAUCAAAAAUGAAGCCAGUUGGCCAAUCUUUUCAGCAAUUCGUCGUUGCAGUCCAUUCGCUGUUGUGGCUAUCAUUCUUUCCCUUUCUUCUUUCAAAAUCUUUGGCCCUUUACUGCUUCCCGUUCAACGUGUAGAACGGGCAUUGGAACCAAUAGCCGAUAAAGAGACGAAAGAGAAAAAAAUGAAGGCUACAUUCGUUUCUAUCACUCGCAAUACUACAAAACCGUCACAAACUUUCGCAUUGUUUAUCAUUCUCUUUAGCUUUUUUGUGCCUAUCUUCGUUGCUUGUUAUUUUGCAAAUUCUUCCGGUUCCAUCUUGAUCGUCGUGGUGAUGGCUAUCGCAAGCACAACGUUGACCAUGCCAGCACUCAUGACACCAAUGGCAGUCCAACCGACUGUUUCUUUACGAUCUCACGUCAAAUUCAUUGUUCUGGGUCUCAUGGCCGCAAUUGCACUUUUCUUGGCUGUUUUUGCCAUCGCAUUUUGUGGAACAUAUUUGUACUUGACUUAUGUGUCUUCCGACUCUUUCUCCAAUUCAAAAGGUAGCGAGAAAGACAUCAACGUCGAUAUGGUCAUGUCACAAACAGCGUGUCUGCUUUACACCGCCGUUUGGCCUGUAUUCAUGGCAUAUCCUGCUUUUUUGAUGAAUUUGGCAUAUCGAUUCGAUGUUUCAAAGGCUGGUCUUACACAAGUUACUGAUGAACAAAAGAAGGAAGCCAUUCUAGAAUCAAGGGAAGUAGCAAAACAUUGCAAAGCAUCCAAGCAUCCCGAUCAUCAUUAUGACGAUGUUGGUCGUACGCCAAUUUUGAUGGAUGCCAUUGCAUUGCGUUUACCACAAAAAAUCAAAGAAAGUGAUCUGCCAACGUUUACUGCAACGAUGAAAACCAUGAUUGUGACGCAAAGUGUAACUUUGUUUAUCAUUUGGGGCUUCUUGCCUUCAUGGUUCAAUAUUCCGUUCUUUGUUCGUUCUCAAGAAGGUGCAGAAGUCUUCCCUUUCCCGAUAACUUUGAAUUUUGGUAUUUUACUUUCAUUCUUUACCAUUAUUCCUGUUAUGCUCUUUUCUGCAGGUUAUCAUGCCAAAAAGAAUGGUCAAACGUUUGGAUCUGGUGUACGUGCUAUUUGGACGUACGAAGAGAAAUGGGGUGCAGAUUAUUUCCAAACCAAGAUUGAUCAUCAAAUGGAUACAGAGGAUGAACCCAAAGAUGAAAAAGAUGAAAAGUUACUCGUCGAUAUCACCAAAGAAGAUCUUGAAGAGAAGGGAGAUCUUAAUGCUUGAAUGACGACAAAGACAUACUUUUAUUCAUGUAUAUACUUUAUGAUUAUGAUGAAAUGACUCAGUGCCGUGAAGUGUAAGGGAA
This is a messenger RNA of Meira miltonrushii, 1910 nucleotides long. RefSeq lists its product as uncharacterized. The transcript has a single exon. Lineage: Eukaryota; Fungi; Basidiomycota; Exobasidiomycetes; Exobasidiales; Brachybasidiaceae. The coding region runs from base 275 to 1828 and encodes 517 amino acids. The record is from RefSeq and is a predicted model, not a curated record.